This is a messenger RNA of Strongyloides ratti, 264 nucleotides long. RefSeq names its product Tim10/DDP family zinc finger domain-containing protein. Lineage: Eukaryota; Metazoa; Nematoda; Chromadorea; Rhabditida; Strongyloididae. The transcript is spliced from 3 exons. Bases 1 to 264 code for a protein of 87 amino acids. The record is from RefSeq and is a predicted model, not a curated record.
AUGUCUAUUAAUUCUCCAGAACAGCUUAAAGAAUUUCUUACAGUAUAUAAUAUUAUUACAAAUAGGUGUUUUAAUGCAUGUAUUUAUGAUUUAAAUAGUAUAUCACUUAUACCUCCAGAAUCAGAGUGUACAUCUGCAUGUUUUAAAAAACAAAUGGGACUUAAUCAGGAAUUGUUAAUUGCAUUUCAAGAAUCUUUUUCAAAAAAAAUGACUCAACAACUUGAAUCUCAGGAGAAAAUUAUUACUGACACAAAUAAAAAUUAA